Messenger RNA from Chaetura pelagica (chimney swift), 1368 nucleotides. RefSeq names its product FCH domain only protein 1-like. Gene Ontology annotation, cellular component: cytoplasm; clathrin-coated vesicle; plasma membrane. NCBI's taxonomy places the organism in Eukaryota, Metazoa, Chordata, Aves, Apodiformes, Apodidae. Gene Ontology annotation, biological process: clathrin coat assembly; clathrin-dependent endocytosis. The annotation marks the transcript as partial. The record is from RefSeq and is a predicted model, not a curated record. The transcript is spliced from 15 exons.
AGGACGUUUGCGCCGCUCUGGGAGGUUUUCCGCAUCUCCUCGGACAAGCUGGCCCUGUGCCACCUGGAGCUGAUGAAGAAGCUGCACGACCUCAUCAAGGAGAUCUCGCGCUACGGCGAGGAGCAGGGCCGGGUCCACAAGAAGCGCUUCCAAGAGGUGGAAGAAGCCCACCUGCGCCACAUGAAAGGUCUCAUCGGCUCCUACUCACACUCUGUGGAGGACACCCACGUCCAGAUUGGGCAGGUGCAUGAGGAAUUCAAGCAAAACGUGGAGAACAUCGGCACUGAGAUGUUGCUGAGGAGAUUUGCUGAGAGCAAGGGCACAGGGCGAGAGCGACCAGGAGCCCUGGAUUUUGACGAGUACCGGUUGGCCCCAGCGCAGGAAGGACCCAAGAGGAGCCGCAGCAAAGCUUUCCGGAUCCCCGGGUUGGGCCGGAAGGAGAGGGAUCGCGAUGCUGGCAUCUCCCUGCAGGGCUGCCCGGAGGUGGAUGAGGACGGGUUCACUGUGCGCCCCGACGUCGCCCACAGUAUCCUUGCAGGACCCCCCGGCUGCUCCUCCAGCGACUCCGACUACGACGAGGAUGAGCCCCGCAAGUUUUACGUCCACAUCAAACCGGUGCAGCCCCGGGAAGCAGGGGGCAGCACCGAGGCCACCGUGGAGCAGCUCAAGGCCACCGUGGGAAACCUCAUCCUGCCCCCCAGCAUCGGGGGCACGGUCAAGAGACACUCGUCCCGGCAUGUGGCAUCUGUGCCCCCUGCCCCGAGUGACACAGACCCUGAGGGGACGCUGGCAGCAGGUGACGGUGCAGGGAGGGGGUGUCUGGCAGCACAGGUGAACAGUGACCCAUCCCAGAGUGACCCCAGCACCAGGGACUUCUGGCUGAACAUGGCAGCGCUGACCGGGCACCUGCAGAAACAGGCGGAGCAGAGCCCGGCCGCCUCCUACUACAACGUAGCUCUGCUCAAGUACCAAUUCUCCCGGCUGGGCCCGGUCAGUGUCCAGUACGGGUACAACGCGGGUGCCCUGGCCCUGCCCGUGCCCCUCGCCAACGUCCACGUCCUCCUGCCCAUGGACGAGCCCAUCACCAACCUGCGGCUCCAGCCCACAGCCAGCUGGAACCUGGAGGAGAAGAGGCUGCUCUGGAAGCUGCUGGAUGUCCCCGGUGCCCCAGGGCAGGGAGGCUGUGGCCGGCUCUCGGCCAGCUGGGAGCCCCUCUGUGGGCCCAGCAAGCCCAGCCCAGUGGCAGCCCAGUUCAGCAGUGAGGGCAGCACACUGUCGGGUGUGGAGGUGGAGCUGGCGAGCGCCGGGUACCGCAUGUCGCUGGUCAAGAAGAGGUUUGCUACAGGCAUCUACCUGGCAGGGUCCUGA